AUGGGGCGUGAGAUCGAUAGACGAAUCGGUGCGGCGUCGGCAGUGAUGCGGUCGCUGUAUCGGAUUGUUGUGGUGAAGAGGGAGCUGAGUGAGGGGGCAAAACCCUCACCCAUGGGGGCCAAAAUUCAUGACGUCCGAAGUCUCGCUACGGUGAUACCAGGUGUUUUAGCACAAGAAAACCUUCCUGAGGACCGCUUUGCUCGUGGUUCCUCCUACAUUGCUGCUUCCUACAUCAAAUUCCUGGAGAGUGCUGGAGCCAGGGUUGUUCCCAUCAGAAUCAAUCGCACAGAAGAAGAAUAUAUAAAGAUAUUCAACUCCAUAAACGGUGUUGGUGGAGUCGGCUCUAAGACACUGACUUCCAAUUCUAAGCUUUGGUUGUGUUUUGCUGUGUCUCCUGCAGCGGCCCAAUCCAGUCGCUUAUUCAGGAACUUCCCAAAAGAUGUGCUGCAGUCUCUGGCCAAUGAAAACAUCACCUCCAACUUCCACAGCUGGAGUCUCUCCAUGCAGAACUACAGCCGGAAUGGCAAACUGAAGAGGUUCUACAAAGUUCUGUCCACCAACAGCGACGGAGAGAAAGAGUUCAUCUCCACCAUGGAAGCGUAUCGGUAUCCAUUCUACGCAGUGCAGUGGCAUCCAGAGAAGAGUCCUUUUGAGUGGAUCGAUAAACCAGGCAUGGUUCACACCGCCGCUGCUGUGAGAGUCAGCUUCUACGCUGGAAGCUUCUUCGUCUCAGAAGCCAUGAAGAGCCAGCACCGGUUCUCCAAUCCUGCUGAAGAGGACAGAGCUCUUAUCUAUAACUUCUCUCCUGUCUACAGAGGCUCUAACGCCAUCUUUGUUCAGAGCUAUUACUUCGAUUGAUGAAUGUCGAUGAGGCAUAAAAGGAUCUGGAUCAGAUUGGUCAAAGUUCCUAAAAAUCACUUUAAUUAGCUCAACACACACAUCAUUAGAAGAAAGAUUACCAAAGUAUUUUAGAGGAAAUACUCAUAAAAAAAUCCUAAUGACAAAGCAGUAUAGAACGUAUGCGGGGACGCCAUCAUCUGACUCAGUGCUAAUGCUAGCAUUAAGCUGAUCAGUCAUUUGAGGUAAAUAUGACAUCAGAACUUAUUAGACCAAUGUAUUUCCAUUUCCUCUUUACUGCCUUUACUCUUUUUUUAAGAAGUCGAAAACCAUCUCAAGCAAGUAUAAAAAAAUUCAUUUAGUCGAUUUGAGACUUCUGGAACUCCUAUCUUUGAACAAACCAAGCUAGCCCUUUUCAAUCUAUGGCCGUUUCUCAGUAUGUCUACUUCUGUGUUCUCAUGUGCUCGUAAAACAUCAUUAACCUCAGCCCUAUCACUUUUCCAAUUCACAAGAGCAAAAGUCAGAGAACGGACAAGUACCCGGAUGUUGUUUACGCCCCUUCUAUGUCCAGUAUCAAUCAAAGCAGAUUUGUCCAUUCUUGAGUUUGAUAGCUGUCCCAGCAUGCACUUCGGCAGCAGCAGCUUCCAAUGAAGCG
Cyprinodon variegatus (sheepshead minnow) is the source of this 1492-nucleotide messenger RNA. Its product is annotated as gamma-glutamyl hydrolase-like. The record is from RefSeq and is a predicted model, not a curated record. Gene Ontology annotation, biological process: tetrahydrofolylpolyglutamate metabolic process. NCBI's taxonomy places the organism in Eukaryota, Metazoa, Chordata, Actinopteri, Cyprinodontiformes, Cyprinodontidae. The coding region runs from base 1 to 858 and encodes 285 amino acids. Gene Ontology annotation, cellular component: vacuole. The transcript is spliced from 8 exons. Gene Ontology annotation, molecular function: gamma-glutamyl-peptidase activity.